AUGGGUGGGGUGGAAACUGAUAAACUUCUCCAGAAAUCGUUAGUGAGUGACGGACUUAUUAAUGCUAUUAAGGAAACAUUGUUAUCAGUCGAUUUCGUGGGGCAAUUUUGUCAAGGUAUUGUUAUGUCAGAAUCAUUCAUGCAUGGGAUCUCAGAGGUAAUUCAUCAAAGAGUUGACAUGCAGGCGAAAGAUGUUCAAGAGCAGUUGAAAGUAGCAAAUGAGCGAAUCGUGAAAUUAACAAAUAAAUUGAAUGACACUGAACAAUAUAGCAAACGGCGAGAUCUCAUUAUUACAGGAAUUCCUAUGAAGCAAAGGGAAGAUACAACGUCAAUUACUGUAGAUCUGACUAAAUCUCUUGGCAUGAAAAUUGUCGUUAAAGAAAUCUACACCACACAUCGACUACCUGUUCGCCGUAUAGAUUCUACUCAACCAAUAAUUGUAAGUUUUGUACGUGCUGAUGACCGUCAAGCGAUAUAUUCGAAACGUAAACAGCUGAAAGAGAUGCAAAAUUAUAAACAAGUGUUCAUCAAUGAGCACUUAACAUUAAUAAAUAAUAAUAAGGAAAAAAUUGGAUAA
Didymodactylos carnosus is the source of this 576-nucleotide messenger RNA. Lineage: Eukaryota; Metazoa; Rotifera; Eurotatoria; Philodinida; Philodinidae. The record is from the annotation of a GenBank genome assembly.